AGCAACACUCACUGUGGUGACGUUUUCCAGGACCGUGCCGUGUAAAGAUCUCAGAAAAAUCGACAGAAGAAGGAAAAACAAUACUUUUCUACAAAUAUUUUGAGUGUUGAACUUAAAGAUUGAUUAUGUGGACUGUAACAAAGCGUGUCAUUGCAAUUUAGUUAGUUUUUUGAUGUGAUAGCAAGGGGAUAACAUCUCAUCAUGAUCACGACAGCUUCGUUAUUCGUUUGCGCAUUAUCGCUUUUGACAUGUGUAAAAGCGUUUUAUUUACCCGGCUUAGCCCCGGUAAAUUACUGUAGUAAAACCGGCGAGGAUAACGCAAACACUUGCAAAAAUGAAAUCCCAUUGUAUGUGAACAGAUUAAACACAGAAGAGUCAGUGAUACCAUUUGAAUAUCAUCACUUUGAUUUCUGCACAACAGAUGAAACUCAAUCUCCAGUUGAGAAUCUUGGUCAAGUUGUAUUCGGGGAGCGAAUUAGGCCAAGUCCAUACAAGCUGAACUUUAUGGAAAAUGUUGAUUGUGCAGCUGUGUGUACUAAAACUUACAAGGGGUCGAACCCCGAGUCGCUAAAGAAGUUGAACUUGUUGAAGAUGGGUAUGGCGCUGUAUUAUCAGCAUCACUGGAUACUGGACAAUAUGCCGGUCACCUGGUGCUACUUGGUGGACAAAGAGAAGACUUACUGCAGCACUGGCUUCCCUAUGGGCUGCCAAGUCAGGCGGGAUUUGGACACAUGCACACCGAUCGUAGCCACUAAUCAGGCCCCGGUCGGCGCCUACUUCCUGUUCAACCACGUGGACAUCGAGAUAACGUACCACAGCGGCGCCGAGGAGGAGUGGGGCGUGGGCUUCGGUGAUAAUGGUGGAAGGAUUAUUUCGGCUAAGGUUAAACCAGCCAGCAUCCGGCACACAAACACCGAAAAGCAGCUAGACUGCAACACUCGGACUCCCCUCGAAAUACCCAACAUGCUCACUGGAGACGAGACCUUCUCCAUCACCUACUCCUACCGCGUCACCUUCCACCGGAACAACACCAUCAAAUGGUCAUCCCGAUGGGACUACAUCCUCGAAUCGAUGCCGCAUACGAAUAUACAGUGGUUCUCCAUUUUGAACUCGUUGGUUAUAGUCCUGUUCCUUAGUGGAAUGGUUGCUAUGAUUUUGUUGAGGACCCUUCACAAGGAUAUUGCGAGAUACAAUCAGAUGGAGUGUGGAGAAGAUGCCCAGGAAGAGUUUGGUUGGAAACUGGUGCACGGAGAUGUGUUCAGACCGCCGCGACGAGGAAUGCUGCUGGCUGUCUUCCUGGGAUCCGGGGCACAGGUAUUCGGCAUGACCCUGGUGACCCUGGCGUUCGCGUGCCUCGGUUUCCUGUCGCCCGCCAACCGCGGCGCCCUGAUGACGUGCGCGCUGGUGGCCUGGGUGCUGCUCGGCGCGGCCGCCGGCUAUGUCAGCGCGCGCAUCUACAAGAGCUUCGGCGGACGGCGAUGGAAGAGCAAUAUCUUGUUGACUUCUAUGGUGUGCCCUGGUGUGGUGUUCUCCCUGUUCUUCAUAAUGAACCUGGUUCUCUGGGGCAAGGGCUCAUCGGCUGCGAUUCCAUUCUCCACCCUUUUGGCGCUGCUGGCUCUGUGGUUCGGAGUCUCUGUGCCGCUAACUUUCAUCGGCGCUUACUUCGGCUUUAGGAAGAGGAUUCUGGACCAUCCAGUGCGCACUAACCAAAUUCCACGGCAGAUCCCUGAGCAGUCCCUCUACACGCAAGCGGUGCCUGGCGUCGUCAUGGGCGGAGUCCUGCCGUUCGGGUGCAUCUUCAUACAGCUGUUCUUCAUCCUCAACUCUCUGUGGUCCAGCCAGAUGUACUACAUGUUCGGCUUCCUAUUCCUCGUGUUCGUGAUCCUGGUGAUCACGUGCUCGGAGACCACCAUCCUGCUGUGCUACUUCCACCUCUGCGCCGAGGACUACCACUGGUGGUGGCGCGCCUUCUUAUCUUCAGGCUCGACAGCUGGUUACCUCUUCGUCUACUGCUGUCAUUACUUCGUCACCAAAUUGAACAUAGAAGACGCCGCCUCAACUUUCCUGUACUUCGGUUACACGCUCAUCAUGGUAUUCUUAUUCUUCCUAUUAACGGGCACUAUAGGAUUCAUGGCUUGCUUCUGGUUCGUGAGGAAGAUUUACAGUGUAGUUAAGGUAGAUUAGAUGGACUUUGUAUGCUCCGUGUCUCGGUUUGGGAUGUGUAAGGAUUUUUAUUAUUCAUCAGUGUAUACUUGGAUUUACAGAUGUGUUAGGGUCUCCCCAUAUUUAUCGACGCGAAAUCGGCAAAAGCCGAUGUCUGCGCAAUAAGAACGGAAAAGACGUCAUUCGGCUCGGCUUGCAUCGGCCGAGGCCUUCCGACGCACCGUCGCCUUUUUCGCUCGUAUUGCGCAGACAUAAGGCUUUUUCUAUUGGCUUUUGCCGAUUCCGCGUUGAUAUAGGUGGGGAGAGCCUUAGUUGCGCAGUUUCAAAAAUAUUGAAGUGUUCGGAAAAAUUAGGACAUUCUCAUACGAAAUUAAGGAAACGUAAAAUAUCGAUCCCGAUACAAAAAUAUGAGAUAUUUCCGAUAGUUUUCAAUUUUGGUAACUUUCUAACGGCACAUCACUAGUUGGAUUUGUGUAUGUUCGACCAGAAGAUGUUAAGCACUUAUAAUCAAACUUAAAAUUUCAACAUCAUCAAUGUGGUAUGUUGGAAGUAUGCUCAACAUUUUCUUUGGUGUGUAAGCUGACGUUGAAGAUAUGUUUACACAUUUGCAUCGUAUUCAGUUGUGAUACAGUUAUACAUGUCUUUGACGUCGACACGACUGAGGGCGUUUUUACUGCAGAUACUUAUGUCCAGAGUACACAUAAGAAACAAAUGUAACAUACAAUCAAAAAAUACGCAAAAUAUUGCAUGAACUUAAAGCGUCCUUAUGAUGAAGUAUAAUUGCUGUUGGAUCUCAAAAUUGAGUGAAUGUUCGAUUUGCCGAUUUGACAAAUGAAUGUUUAAUUUACAUUUUUUUGCAGUAGGUACUUUAUGACAUUAGUACACAAAAGGUAUUGGUGAAAACGAGAUUAGAGAUAUACGGCUCGAUUCUAACUUUAAGAUACUUCGAACAUUUGCUAAAGAUAUGAUAUGGAUUGGAUAUGUUCAUAUCGUAUCUUUAGGAAUCGGGCCGGGAAGUAAUGAAGAGAAUGAUGCGCGCAAUAAGUAAUUGUUUAUUGAGAUUUUGCAGUAUAAUACAGAUUUAAUAUACCUACAAUUAAUUAAAAAAAACUGAAAACCUUAAUAAUCUGAGCUUGUUAAACCAACGGUCAACUUAAGUAGUUAUUUUAUGUCAAAAAGUAUGAAAAAGCACUGCAUCGGGCCGAAUUCAUUUUUUUUCUGUAGUUGUCAUGCUGCAAAAUCAGAAACAACACGAUAAGUCUUUUCAAAAGAUUGUUCGUACAUUAGAGUAGGUAUAAGUACUUGUGAUACCAGUUAUCCGUACCGCUUUAGACUGCUUGAUUUACAUUUAUAAAUAUGUCUUAUUUGUCGAUGUUACGAUAGCAGUUUGAUACUAACCGGAAGGUACGUGAUCAUUUAAAAUGUCGAUGCCUCUCAAAUUUUUUGGUUUUAUGUUACCUAUCAGAAUAAAACAAAAAAUUGCGCUCUACAUAUCCUUCGUGUCAUCCACGAUGACGCGUAAAUUUGUCAAAUCCAACCUUUAAUAACAUGACAAUAGAAGUCAAGGCACGCGUCGUCGUAAAUGGCACGAUCUAGUUCGAUCUAUAUGUCACUAAUUAUACUAGUCUUCUUGUAUGUUUUUAGAUUCCAGCUUUAGUUCAGUCUGGAUAUAAAUAAUUGGGCAACACCUCCAAAAGCGUCAAUUUUUAACAGGUUGUGUUGCCAAAUUAUUUGAUUGCAUAAUCUAACCUUUUAACCCUUUGGGCGCCAAAGACGUCACCUAAAGCGCGGAAUGCUCGAAGGUUGAUAUUGGGCUACAGCUAUCUUGUUUCCUUUUCUGCCUUUAACUUAAAAACAAAGUUUCUACUGCACUGUUGUAUGUAUAUGUCCUUUUGAAUGUACAUAUUUUGAAUCUGUAUAAACUUUUAAGAAUGAUAUA
Messenger RNA from Cydia pomonella (codling moth), 4102 nucleotides. It is a transcript of the gene TM9SF2, whose product is annotated as transmembrane 9 superfamily member 2. Gene Ontology annotation, biological process: protein localization to membrane. Lineage: Eukaryota; Metazoa; Arthropoda; Insecta; Lepidoptera; Tortricidae. The record is from RefSeq and is a predicted model, not a curated record. The coding region runs from base 202 to 2184 and encodes 660 amino acids. Gene Ontology annotation, cellular component: membrane. The transcript has 10 exons.